CGCGUAUCCACCCCACCUGUCCCGCUCCCGCGACAGUCGUUUUUCACGUACUUACUGGAGCAAGACAUCUUCAACGACAACCACCCUUACAGCAUCAACGGUCAGACUGGGAAGGUGCACACGCGCGGACAGCUCAAGCGGGAGUCGCUGCGCCUCGCCCAUGGUCUGAGGAACGCGCGCAACGUGGGGCUAAGCGCCUUCGAGAAAGGCUCGGUCGCGCUAGUGGUCAGCCCGGCGACGAACUUGUAUCCGACGCUGAUAUUUGCCCUCGGCGCGGCAGGCAUCGUGUGUUCACCAGCCAAUCCCUUGUACACCGAGUACGAGCUCGCGCACGCGGUGAAAGUUAGCCGGGCGUCGCACGUCCUCGCACAUGCCUCGGUUAUGCCGCUGGUGCUAAGUACGCUGCGGUCCCUCGGGCGUUCACAAGAAGAUAUCAGGCGGUCGGUCAUCAUCGUCUCCCCGGAGGACGAGAUCCCGGCCGAGUACAAAUCCAGAGGCUGGGCUAGUCUCAGCAAGCUCGACUACACACCUGUGCCGAGCGUCCCCGAGCAUCUCGACGGCGGCGCGUCCGACGCGACCGCGUUCAUCUACUUCAGCUCAGGGACGACGGGCCUGAGCAAAGGCGUCGAGCUCUCGCACGCCAACGUGACGGCGAACCUCGCGCAGAUGCGCGCGUGCUACCAGUACCUGCAGAGCAACCGCGACGUGACAAUCACCGGUCUGCCGCUGUUCCACGUCGUGGGCGGGCAGACGUUCGUGCUGUUCCCGUUCUUGAAAGGCGUGCCGGUCGUCGCGCUGCCGCGGCUCGUGCUCGAGGAGUACCUCGCGUGCAUCGAGCGGUACAAAGUCUCGAUGGUCAUCACGCUGCCGCCUGUGCUGCUCGCGCUGACGACCAGCCCGCUGGUCGACAAGUAUGACCUGUCGUCGUUGCGCGUGAUGACAGUAGGGGCGGCACCUGUAUCGCCCGAGAUGAUCCUCGCCUGCCGCCGUCGAUUCGCCAAGAAAGGUUGGCAGGCGACCAUAGGCGAAGCCUAUGGAAUGGACAGAGCUAUGUCAGUUCGCGCCAACCAUGUAAUGGUGUCGCAUGCGUCCUCCAUCGGGUGGCAGUUUCCCAAUUCGGAGAUACGUGUGGUGGAUGACGACGACAAAGAUGUGCCUAUCGGCUCGCAGGGGGAACUCUGGUUCAGAAGCCCCAGCGUCAUGAAAGGGUAUGCGAAUAACCCGAAGGCGACAGCGGAAACCAUUACGCCUGAUGGCUGGCUCAAGACGGGCGACAUGGCUGUUGUGGAUAAAGAUGGGUUUGUGUCGAUCACGGACCGCAAGAAGGAGCUCAUCAAGUAUAAGGGCUUCCAAGUUGCCCCUGCAGAGCUGGAAGAUAUCAUCGGCUCGCAUCAGGGUGUGGCGGACUGUGCCGUGAUCGGAGUGUACGAGAAGGAUCAGGCCACGGAAUUGCCCAAAGCCUACGUGGUCCCUAGAGACGCGAAGCUGCUCAAGGGCGGAGACCCCAGUUCUCUCAUUCAGAGCAUCCACAGCCUCGUCGCGCCCCGUGUCGCGCACUACAAAUACUUACGCGGGGGCAUCGCGCUGACAGCUGAGAUACCGAGAACUCCCUCUGGGAAAAUCUUGAAGAGAAAGUUGCGGGAGCUGGAGGGUGCACAGAAGGGGCCUAUACCGAAACUGUAG
Messenger RNA from Phanerochaete carnosa HHB-10118-sp, 1683 nucleotides. RefSeq lists its product as uncharacterized. Gene Ontology annotation, biological process: secondary metabolic process. The annotation marks the transcript as partial. The transcript has 9 exons. Gene Ontology annotation, molecular function: CoA-ligase activity. The record is from RefSeq and is a predicted model, not a curated record. Lineage: Eukaryota; Fungi; Basidiomycota; Agaricomycetes; Polyporales; Phanerochaetaceae.